This is a messenger RNA of Bubalus bubalis (water buffalo), 2801 nucleotides long. It is a transcript of the gene NCBP3, whose product is annotated as nuclear cap binding subunit 3. The coding region runs from base 64 to 1896 and encodes 610 amino acids. Lineage: Eukaryota; Metazoa; Chordata; Mammalia; Artiodactyla; Bovidae. The record is from RefSeq and is a predicted model, not a curated record. Gene Ontology annotation, cellular component: nucleus; cytosol. Gene Ontology annotation, molecular function: RNA 7-methylguanosine cap binding; mRNA binding. The transcript has 13 exons.
GCAGCGACGCUCUAGCCCGCAGUGUGCCGGGCGGGCUCUCAGUGGUGCGGCCGGCGGGCGGCGAUGGCGGCCGUACGGGGCCUGCGAGUGUCGGUGAAGGCGGAGGCCCCGGCGGGGCCAGCCUUGGGGCUCCCGUCGCCUGAAGCGGGUUUGGACCGAGGCGAACCGGAGCCCAUGGAGGUGGAGGAGGGCGAACUGGAGGUCGUGCCCGUUCGGCGCUCGCUGAAGGAACUGAUCCCGGACACAAGCAGAAGAUAUGAAAACAAGGCUGGCAGCUUCAUCACCGGAAUUGAUGUCACCUCCAAGGAAGCAAUUGAAAAGAAGGAACAGCGAGCCAAGCGCUUCCAUUUUCGAUCAGAAGUAAAUCUUGCCCAAAGAAAUGUAGCCUUGGACCGAGACAUGAUGAAGAAAGCAAUCCCCAAAGUGAGACUGGAGACAAUCUACAUUUGCGGAGUAGAUGAGAUGAGCACCCAGGAUGUCUUUUCCUAUUUUAAAGAAUAUCCUCCAGCUCACAUCGAGUGGUUGGAUGAUACCUCCUGUAAUGUGGUUUGGUUGGAUGAAAUGACAGCCACGAGAGCCCUUAUCAAUAUGAGUUCUCUGCCAGCCCUGGAUAAGAUAAGAAGCAAGGAUGCCAAUGAGGAAAAGUCAUCUGAGAAAAGUAAAAAAGACAAGCAGGAAGACAGUUCUGAUGACGAUGAGGCUGAAGAAGGAGAAGUUGAAGAUGAGACCACAAGUGAUGCCGAGUUGGACACGUUGUCGCAGGUAGAAGAAGAGUCGCUGCUAAGAAACGAUCUUCGUCCAGCUAACAAGCUUGCUAAAGGAAAUAGGUUAUUCAUGAGAUUUGCUACAAAAGAUGACAAAAAGGAACUUGGAGCAGCAAGGAGAAGUCAGUAUUACAUGAAAUAUGGGAAUCCAAAUUACGGAGGCAUGAAAGGAAUCCUUAGUAACUCUUGGAAGCGGAGAUACCAUUCCCGUCGCAUUCAGCGGGAUGUUAUUAAGAAGAGAGCCCUGAUUGGGGACGACGUUGGCCUGACGUCCUAUAAACACCGACAUUCCGGACUAGUGAAUGUUCCUGAGGAACCUAUUGAAGAGGAAGAAGAGGAGGAGGAGGAGCAGGACAUGGAUGCCGACGACAGAGUGGUGGUGGAGUACCACGAGGAGCUCCCGGCCCUCAAGCAGACCCGGGAGCGGAGCACGUCCAGGCGGUCCAGUGCCAGCAGCUCAGACUCUGAUGAAAUGGACUAUGAUCUAGAGCUGAAGAUGAUUUCCACUCCUUCACCAAAGAAAAGCAUGAAAAUGACCAUGUAUGCUGAUGAGGUGGAAUCUCAGUUGAAAAAUAUCAGGAAUUCCAUGAGGGCAGAUACUUUAUCCACAAGCAAUAUAAAAAACCGAAUUGGUAACAAAUUGCCAGCUGAGAAAUUUGCAGAUGUCAGACAUCUGUUAGAUGAAAAACGUCAGCACACACGUCCACGGCCAGCUGGCAGCAGUACUAAAACAGAUAUACGCCAGCGAUUAGGAAAAAGACCAUAUUCUCCGGAAAAGGCUUUCGGUAGUAAUCCAGUUGUUCGGAGAGAGCCCUUUUCUGAUGUACAUAGUAGGCUGGGUGUUCCCAGGCAGGAUGUUAAAGGCCUCUACUCUGAUACUCGAGAGAAGAAGUCAGGUAGCUUAUGGACUCGCUUAGGAUCUGCACCCAAGACCAAAGAAAAGAAUAUGAAGAAAGGGGAUCACAGGGCGCCGGGCACAGAGGAAGACGACUCGGAGCUGCAGAGGGCAUGGGGGGCUCUGAUUAAGGAGAAAGAACAGUCUCGCCAAAAGAAGAGCCGUUUAGACAACUUGCCAUCUCUCCAGAUCGAAGUCAGUCGGGAAAGCAGCUCUGGCUCAGAGGCUGAGUCCUGAUGCCCUGGAGGCCGAGGCGGCCGCCCUGAAACCUGACAGUCUUGCAUAGGGCGGGGCGCACAGUAGGACCACCCCCCUUGGGAGUUGGCGCCCCUCCCCUCUUGCUCAUGCAGUCACCCUCCGCUCUUGCUAGUUCAGCAAGACAUCUUAGGAAACGUGACCUGUUUUGAAGGGCAUCCAUCUAAUCUUUUUGCUGCAGAGUUAUAAUUCUGGGCCCUUGAUUCUUUUCCCACCACCCCACAAGCUUUACCCAUUGAGGAAAAGGCAGCCCUCCAGAUUUUGUAGACAUUUUUUUCUUAAUAUUUUUAACAUCGUGUCUUUUAAGAGAAAAGUUUUACACAGUUCAUCCAAAGAGCAGAGAACUGAACUUCUCACUAUUGCCUUGGCCCUGACAGCUUUACCAGCACCCUUUUUCCAAGAAAAGUCGAUUCCCAGGUGCUUAUCGGACAGCCUUCGAGAGGAAAAGACUAGGGAAGCUGCCAGCUCACUCUUCCAGGAUCCUAGUGUGGGGGCUGACUCACAUGGACCUGACCUCAGAGGUGCAGCCGUGCUGCCCGGGUAGAUCAGAGCUGCAGCGCCGACCGCCCUUCGUUCCUCCCCGGGGAUCUCUGUCAGGAGCCUCGUUAGCAAUCAGCUUGAAGUGAAGAUCAAGUUCAGUGCUGUGGGGUUUUUAGGAACAAAAAACUGUGACUUCUGGAUUUGGGGUGGAUUUUCGUGCUAGGGGUGGGGUCAUGGGUUAAUGUUGAACAAUUUGUAAGUCUGUAUUAUGUUUAAAAAAUACUGAUGAUUUGAAAGUUUAAAUUUUUAAUUUUUAUAUGUGAAAAUACUUCCUGUUGGCCUCCAGGGAAGCUCAAGUGGUGUCUUCUUAUGUGCUGUUAAAUAUAUAUUAUAUACUUUGGAAGAAG